This is a messenger RNA of Dictyostelium purpureum, 627 nucleotides long. RefSeq lists its product as uncharacterized. The record is from RefSeq and is a predicted model, not a curated record. Bases 19 to 588 code for a protein of 189 amino acids. The transcript has a single exon. NCBI's taxonomy places the organism in Eukaryota, Evosea, Eumycetozoa, Dictyosteliales, Dictyosteliaceae.
CUAAAUUUCAAUUUUAAAAUGAAACUUUCAUUUUUAUUUAUUUCAUCAUUAGUUUUAUUAUUUUUAGUUAGUGGCUCUUUAUCAGAAAAGCCAAUAAAGCCAGUUGAUUGUACAACAGUACGUUGUGCUAUGCCAACCUGCCCAGCCUACCAAGUACCUGUUAAACCAGAAAAUUCAUGUUGCUAUAUUUGCUCUGGUAAACCUUGCGAAAACAUCAUGUGCCCAGCUGUUGUUAAACCAUGUAGGGAAAAUGAACAACCAACUGGUUGUUGUCCAUGUACACCUGAAGCUACCUUAGAUCCAUGUGCUGAUAUUAUGUGCCCAGCUGUUGUUAAACCAUGUAGGGAAAAUGAACAACCAACUGGUUGCUGUCCAUGUACCCCAUCAGCUGAUCCAUGUGCCGAUAUUUUGUGUCCAGCUGUCGUAAGAUACUGUAAAGCUGAUGAAUUGCCAACAGGCUGUUGUCCAUGUACUCCAAGAGAAAUUGGAUGUGCUGGUGUUAUGUGCACUAUGGAAAUUAGAUAUUGUGAAGAAGGUGAAAAUCCAGACUACUCUUGUUGCCCAUGUACACCAAAUCCAAAUAUUUAAAUAAAAUACUGCAAUAUUUUCCAUAUUGUUUUGACUGUU